AUGUGUCGGGAUUCGAAUCAUCUUCGUGGAUGCUCAAUGGCGUAUGAGAAUUUCCAUUCUCGCCAUAAAGCAAUUCUGUCCAGGCUCGGUGGAAUGCAAGAGCUCCUGGUCAUCAGAGGUCCUUCAUUCAUGGGUCAUAGAUGUUUUUGCAGAACGCUUGCUAUUAAAGCUCUUCAAGGCAGCUUUUUGGGAGUGGCAUGCCCCUCAUCGUUUCUUAAGCCUCACAAAGUUAUUCAGCGCUUCUUGGAGCUUUGGGAUCCGAUAGACAAGUACUACGAUGAAAGGCCAAAGCUCUCCAACCCGAUGUCGACUUUGAAUCAGGAGUUGAGGCAACUCUAUUCCCUCAUUGCCCCGCUGAACACUAUGUCUGCCGCAGCUCCUUUGCAAGUCAUCCGACCUUCAGGAGACAAAAAUGGUGAGAGGAAGGAGGACGCAUUCUUUGUAGAACACCAUAUGCUGGAGGAGACUGUGCGGAGGACCGGGAGGUUGAUGGAGAAGGCCUUCAAGAAGCGAUUCUUUGUCCGCUACGAUCCCGAGCUGUUUCCCGAGACUUUAACGAAGAAAGAUAAAGCCAAAUGGCCACAUUCUUACGAUUUUGAAAUGGCUUGCGCUCUUACCCCAACCUGA
Molecule: messenger RNA, 627 nt
Organism: Plasmopara halstedii
Lineage: Eukaryota; Oomycota; Peronosporomycetes; Peronosporales; Peronosporaceae
Exons: 4
Coding region: 1-627 (208 amino acids)
Source: RefSeq, a predicted model, not a curated record